Molecule: messenger RNA, 975 nt
Organism: Sinocyclocheilus grahami
Lineage: Eukaryota; Metazoa; Chordata; Actinopteri; Cypriniformes; Cyprinidae
Product: myomesin-1-like
Exons: 8
Biological process (GO): sarcomere organization
Cellular component (GO): M band
Molecular function (GO): kinase binding
Source: RefSeq, a predicted model, not a curated record
CUUCACCCACUCCACCCUAUGGCAUCACUGUGCUGGAGUGUGUGCGGGACGCGAUGGUACUAGCCUGGAAACAACCCACUUUCAUUGGCGGCGCUGACAUCACUGGUUACUUCGUUGAUUACCGUGAGGUCAUUGGUGGAGUCCCAGGAAAAUGGCACGAGGCGAAUAUUAAGUCUGUCAGUGAGAGAGCUUAUAGAGUUUCAGAGCUAAAGGAAAACAUGCUGUACCAGUUCCAGGUACGUGCAGCCAACAUGGCUGGUGUGGGCAUCCCGUCUCUUCCCAGUGAGACAUUCAAGUGUGAGGAGUGGACUAUUGCUGUACCGGAAUUAAUGUUUUCAAAACUUUUUCGCUCCUCCUCUCCAGUCAUCCCUCUGAAGACAGAGCUGGCCGUGGAGCUGCUGGAGAAGGGCAGAGUUCGCUUCUGGUUGCAGGCUGAGAAGAUCUCUGCCAAUGGAAAAGUUGAAUAUGUGUUCAAUGACAAUGUGGUCCACCAGGGAGAGAAAUACAAGAUGAACUUUGAUAAAAAUACUGGCAUCAUUGAGAUGUUCAUGGAGUCUCUGGGCAAAGAGGACGAGGGAACGUUCACUUUCCAGCUUCAAGACGGCAAAGCCACUAACCAGUCCAGUCUAGUGCUGAUCGGAGAUGUGUUCAAACAGUUACAGAAGGAAUCAGAGUUCCAGAAAAAAGAAUGGAUUAGAAAGCAAGGUCCACACUUCGUGGAGUAUCUCGGUUAUGAAGUCACACCUGAGUGCUGCGUGAGACUGAAGUGUAAGGUUGCUAAUAUGAAGAAAGACUCUGUGGCGCUGUGGUAUAAGGAUGGACGAGAGAUUAAGGUCAAUGAGAAACUGGAUUUCUCUGAAGGAGUGUUGACUUUGGAGAUCGUUCAGAUCUCCAAAAAAGAUGCUGGUAUAUAUGAAGUAGUUCUGAAGGAUGACCGAGGCAAAGACACCUCCACCCUCAACCUCACAGACCAAG